AUGGCCUCCGAUUGUGGUCCCCCAAAAUGCUCUUCCUCAGCUGCUUUAAAAAGCCACUCUCAGCUUUCAGCUUCCAGGGCCCUCUCUGCCUGUACCAGCUGCCAACCAAGUGGUCGUCAAAUCAGCUGGUGCCAGGCUAAGGUCUGUCCACCUAAUGCCUGCCAUCCAGUUUCCUAUCGCUCUCCCAUCUACCUCCUGAACAACUUCAGGGUAUCCUCCUGUGGAGUGAGCUGCGGUGAAGGCAGCUUUGAUAGCAAUGAGAAAGAGACCAUGCAGAUAUUAAAUCAGCGCUUGGCUAACUACCUGGAGAAAGUGAAAAACCUGGAGCAGGAGAACGCCUACCUAGAGUGCAAGAUCCGAGAACAGCAUGAAAAACAGACCCCUAUAGUGUGUCCUGAUUACCUCUCUUAUUUCAAGAUCAUAGAAGAGCUUCAGCAAAAGAUCUUGUGCACCAAAGCUGAAAAUUCCAGGCUGGUCUCCCAAAUAGACAACACUAAAGUGACCGCUGAUGACUUCAGAGCAAAGUAUGAAAUUGAAGUGUCCCAGCGGCAACUGGUGGAAACUGAUAUCAAUGGCCUCCAUCAAAUCCUGAAUAAACUGACCUUGUUCAAGGCUGACUUGGAAGGGCGAGUUGAGUCUCUGAAAGAGGAACUCCUUCACCUCAAACAUAACCACGAAGAGGAAGUGAAUUCAUUACAGUGCCAACUUGGUGACAGACUCAACAUAGAAGUGAAUGCUGCCCCUUCUGUUGACCUGAAUGAGGCACUGCAAAAAAUGAGAUGCAAAUAUGAGACUUUGGUGGAGACUAACCGCAGAGAUGUUGAAGAAUGGUUCAACACCCAGUUGCAGGAACUGAGCCAGCAGGUGGUAUCCAGCUCAGAAGAGCAACAAUACUUCCAGAAGGAGAUCUGUGAUCUGAGGCGCACCAUCAGUGCUCUGGAGAUCGAGCUGCAGGCCCAGCACAGCCUGAGAGUUUCUCAGGAAUGCAUCCUGUCAGAAACAGAGGGCCGCUAUGCCCUCCAGCUAUCCCAGAUCCAGUGUCUCAUUGAGAGCAUGGAAUCCCAGCUGGCCGAGAUCAGAUGUACACUGGAUAGGCAGAAUCAAGAGUACCAGAUCCUGCUAGAUUUGAAGUCCAAGUUGGAGUGUGAGAUCGCCACAUAUCGACAUCUUCUGGAGAACACCGACUGCAGACUUCCCAGCAAUCCAUGUGCCAUGGAAUGUAAGCCUUCACCUUGUGUGCCCUGCAAAUCCCAGACCAUGGAAUGUACAGUCCCAGUUUAUGUAGCAUGCAAUCCUUGUGCACCUUCAGUUUGCAACCUAAGAGCUAAGCCCUGUGAUUUCUUCUCAUCUCUGCCGGGUCUCAUCGCCAGAAUCUAUACCCUCACCCAGGAGUUCCAGGACGGGAAGGUCAUUUCUUCUCGAGAACAUGUACAACCUUAUUUCAUCCCACGCCUCGUAGUCCAAUUUGCCAAGGGAAACAAAGAAGGAUUCAGCUAA
Messenger RNA from Dromiciops gliroides (monito del monte), 1497 nucleotides. RefSeq names its product keratin, type I cuticular Ha4-like. Lineage: Eukaryota; Metazoa; Chordata; Mammalia; Microbiotheria; Microbiotheriidae. The record is from RefSeq and is a predicted model, not a curated record. The transcript has 7 exons. Gene Ontology annotation, molecular function: structural molecule activity. Bases 1 to 1497 code for a protein of 498 amino acids.